Molecule: messenger RNA, 3177 nt
Organism: Mangifera indica (mango)
Lineage: Eukaryota; Viridiplantae; Streptophyta; Magnoliopsida; Sapindales; Anacardiaceae
Exons: 6
Coding region: 802-3012 (736 amino acids)
Source: RefSeq, a predicted model, not a curated record
GCUGAAGCAAUGAGUGACCCACAAUGUCUUUACAACGUGGGAUGGGAGGCUCAUAGCAAAUUACCAACGCCCAACACAAAUUAAAGAUAUAGAUUAUGGAGAGCGAUAGAAAUUUAGAUUAUUUAGGAAGAUUAAAAAAAAAAAAGAUAUAAUAAAUAAUUAAACAAAGCUAAAUAAUAGUCUUUUAUGGAAAUGCGUGGAACCGUAAAAACAAUAGAAGCAGCAGCCGCCCGCAGUAGAAGAAAAAAGAAGAAAUUCUAUUUUGACUGAAUUUCCAUCUGCCUUUCUUAUUCUUCUUAUUUUUUCUUUUUUUUAGAGGCGUGCAAGUUUGAAUUGAGGGUGGUUUGUUUGUUUUCAUGUGUAUAAUCACGGAUAAUUCAUUGGUUUCUCAUGAACCACUCUUUUCCCUUUGCUGGUUGAUUCAGAGCUGAGAGAACAACAAAUGAUGUUCUACUAUCGUCUUGUGCAUCUGGAUUUGGCUUUCUUUGUGUGCAUAAUCUGAAGAAGGAUCUGUAGUUGAGAUGGCAUUGAAUUUGGUAGAUAGGUAGUACAAGCCUCUGCCAUUGAUUUAGCUUUAGUUUUGGCAAACAUACUAAUAUUUCCGGGAAUUCUGGCAACUGAACUUAAAUUCUCAUUAAUGCCAUUGAUAUCAUCAAGAAACUCGAGUUCCAUUGGUUCGUGGAGGCAUCAAAUGAUAUUGAUUCAGGAAGAUGCUUUCAAGUAAUAUAUCACAAUUGAUUGGAUAAUAAAGAACUAAGGGAGGAUCCUUUUGAACAUUUGAAAGAACUCUUAACUUUGGAGAUGGGCUUGCCUCAGGUGUCUUCUGGUGGUAUUGCUGAGGAAAUGACUGUGUCGCUUAGCAGUUUUGUGCAAACACCACGAAUUGUUAAUGUGAGUAGUUGUGAUUUAGCUGGGAUGCAUGGAGGAAAUGUUGGCAAUAGAAUGCAGAUAGAUUUUCCGUGCUCCUCUUUCGGAGAUUACCCCAGGAAAAUCAUUCCAGAGCUUCCAAAGGAUUCAAAUGUUUUGCAUGUGUAUAAAGAUGGCAGAUCAAAUAUAAAUGGUUUGAAUAAUGGGUCCAUGGAACAGAAUGGCUGGCUCACUCCUAAAAGUGGGCAGAAUAUUCAAACAUCUAUCCCCAGGUUUGUGGGUUUUGAAUCAAAGGCAUUGCAUUCCCAUUCUGCAGCAUUUAAUAAAAAACAGUCUUCAUCCCCUAAUGCAGCUGAGGCCACUGGUUCACUGGCCAGGAAGCGAGUACUGUCUCCAUUGAGUGGAAUGCUUCUCCCCGAUCAUUUUAAUGGUAGUGCUCUGGAGAUUGGUGACGGUUCUUAUCAGAGUGCUUUCCUGGAAAAAAACAAUAACUAUCAUUUGCCUAUCUCGCAAGAGCAUAAGAAAGCUCAUAUUGGCGACUCCAAUCAUUUGAGUUCUCCAAUUUGGUCUACUUCUAGUUUUUCAGAAUGGAAAAGUUCACCUGUCAGUAAUUGUGGAGAAAACUCCAAGUUUUCCAUUGAUGGCCCUUUCCUUGGGAACAAGGAUUGGCAAACUUGUAAUCAUUAUAUAUCCUCAUCUGGAUGUAAUGAUUCUGGAGCAACGGAAGUGAGGUCUUCAACUGGUGCUAUAGCUAUACCUAAGAAAAACAAGGUAUCACCUUCCAUGUCUCUGUCUCUGUCUCCUCUUGGUCCAAAAUUCCCUGAAAGAAUAAAAUCUUCAGGUGGUUGCAGAGAUGUAAAUAAAGAAUUAGAUGACAACUAUAUAACCUUGAAGGAUAUGAAGCUGUCACUUGAUGGAACUUUCCCUGGCAUUUUAUCUUCCAAAAAAGAUGAGGAUAUUAGGAUGCCAAGUAAAUCAUUUGAAGAUCUUAAUUAUUUGCAGAAAAAGUCAGAUCUGUUCACUCCUGAGGUUGUUGUUGGCUCAGAAUGUCAUUGGGGUCAGGCUUCAGAACUUACCUCUCAAAGUGUCACAUUGUUAAGAAGUGUCAGUGGACUGGCAGAUAGGAGGUCCUUGGUUGGUUCAUUUGAGGAGUCUUUGUUGUCUGGUCGGUUAUUAUCUGGAAAAGUUAGUCAGAGAAUUGAUGGUUUCCUGGCUUUUCUUAAUGUGACUGGGGGAAAUUUCUCAGUGAAAUCACAGAAACUUCCAUUUUCUGUAAAUAGUAUCGAUGGAGAUAACUACUUGCUAUAUUAUUCAUCAAUACAACUUGGUGGACAUUCAUUAACAAACAAUUCUAUAGGCCCAAAAAUGAGAAGGAGCCUUAGCAUUGAUGACCCUCAAGCAGAUAAGAGUCGCUUACGUAUACCUAUGAAAGGGUGCAUACAAUUGGUUCUUAGCAAUCCAGAAAAGACACCUAUUCACACCUUCUUCUGCAACUAUGACUUGAGUGACAUGCCAGUUGGUACAAAGACAUUCAUCCGCCAAAGGAUCACUUUAGCCUCUUCUGCACCAACUUCUACACCUGGAAUUGGAAGAUUGAGAGAUUAUGAUGUAAAAAACCAUGUCAAGCCAUCUUCUGCUCCAAACAUUAGUCAUUCUUCACCUUUUAGUGGAGACUUUGGUUAUUCAAAUGAACCUGAUAUCAUGCAUAGGCAUCCACACGAGGGUCUGGAAGAGAUUGAAACAAAUGGUUCUGACUAUAAUGGAAAUCUUGUCUGCCAGUCUUGUGAAUAUAUAAACUCAGGUGGGAAGGACCACAGCUCUUCAAAUUCAUUCCUUGGAAAUGAGGAUAAAUCUGUAAAUAGUCCCUUAAAAGUCAACAAGAGCAAUACUGGCACUGGUGUUCUGCGCUAUGCUCUUCACCUCCGGGUUUUAUGCCCCCAUCCAAAAAGAUCUUCAAGAUCAAUCCAGAGAUGCAAAUCUGAUCCCUUAAGUGCACCAAAGGACAGUGACAUAGUGCGACGCUUUUAUUUGUAUAAUGAUAUGAAAGUGGUAUUCCCACAACGCCAUUCAGAUUCUGAUGAGGGCAAGUUGCAUGUGGAAUAUGAUUUUCCAUCGGAUCCCAAGUACUUCCACAUCAGCAACUGAAAAUGCCCACCAUCUCUCCUCCUCAAAACCUACUUCUACACCUCUGUAAAUAUCUGUACAUGCAAUUUCUUCACAUCUUAUUCUCAGAUUUGGAUAGAAACCCAUUUUUAUAUGUACAUAAUUAGAUUAUUAAUUUAUUGAUCCAUGAUCCUUAAUGCUUUUUCA